UCCCCCACACUUGCCGUAUUUGGAGUUCUGCUUCUGGGUCCUGCCUGGAGGUGUUAGCUGACAGUUAUCUAAGUUUGUUAACACAAUUAUUUUCUUUACAUGUGAUAUAUACAUAUAUUCCUAGAAGGUUUUUGAGGACGCAACCACAAUCUGAGCUAACAGUGUACUCGUAUCAUAUAACAGUCUAGAGUCAUAAAUGUCACUGAAAAGGAUAGUUAUAUUAGUGAUAUAAAAAAAUCCCUAAAUGUCUUCCACAUCUGCCAAAACUCAGUGAUGGAGUGUUUGAGUCGGUGUUUAUGAAUUCUGAGAAGCAUCACGCUGUGGCAGGAGUGGAGAACAGACGGAAUCCAGGGAGCAGGAGACCACAGCCAGGGCAAGACAGCUGUGGACUAGAGCAAAUGGGCUCGGUCUUGGGGCCCGUUCUGCUGUGGCUCCAGGAUGUGGCAGCUGUGACCCUGCUGAGGGCUCGCAGAACGCUACUGCGGGCUGCCAUUCUGUGCUGUGUACUGGUGCUGCUUCUCUGGGUCUCAAUCUUUCUCUAUGGCAGCUUCUACUAUUCCUACAUGCCCACUGUUAGCUUCUCCACACCAGUCAACUACCACUACAGAACAGACUGUGAAUCACUCAAUUCAGGUCUUUGUUCAUUCCCCAUGGCCAACAUCUCUCUCCUAAAGAAUGGCAAAGAGCAGGUGAUGAUGUAUGGUCAGCCAUACCGGGUAUCUCUUGAAUUGGAGAUGCCGGAAUCUCCAGUUAAUGAGCAGCUUGGCAUGUUCAUGGUCAGAAUGUCUUGCUACACCAAGAAUGGGAUAACCGUGUCCACUGUGACUCGCUCUGCCAUGCUGCACUAUCGCUCCAGCCUUCUGCAGACGCUGAACACCCUGGUGUUCUCCCCGCUGCUGCUCACUGGGCUGUCAGAGCAGAAGCAACUCAUAGAUGUGGAGCUUUUUUCAGACUACAAGUCUGACUCUUACCAGCCUACCAUUGGGGCAGUGAUAGAAAUUCAGUCUCGACAAGUGCAGAUCUACUCAGCCCAGCUUAGAAUCCAUGCCUACUUCACUGGUAUCAGAUACCUCUUGUAUAACUUCCCUCUGACAUCAGCAGUGAUUGGAGUUGCCAGUAACUUCACCUUCCUCAGUGUUAUUGUGCUCUUUAGUUACCUGCAGUUCAUCUGGGGGGGACUGUGGCCCCCGGAGCAGGUCCGAGUCCAGGUGAUGAUGGGAGAUGCAACACGUCUUCAGCAGAGAAGAGAGGAGACUCGCAGACGCAUGCACACAUCAGCCAGCACACCCAUCAUGAAGUACAAGAGGGAAAAAGAGGACAUUGCAGAACUACCACAACAGCCCCUGAAGUUCACAAUUCUUCGAAACAUAUGUCAGCUAGACACGAUCAACCUAGUUGGUUCGGUAGGCGAACACAGGCAGGAUAAUGAGAGUACCACUCUAGAAAGCACAGAUGAGGGCCCUGUCUUUGUGGAGGCUCCGCACAUAGCAGAGACCAAUGUGAGCGAAGAGGACCCUGACCGCCAGGAGGGGGCGGCAGAGCUGAAGGGAACAGUCCAGGAGGAGGGUGCAUCCCAGCCCCAGCCUUCUUCUACAGAUGCCAAGCUGAGACAAAGACACAGACCCUGGCUACCCUUCUGAGCUUGCACAUGCGUGCGCACUC
This is a messenger RNA of Electrophorus electricus (electric eel), 1662 nucleotides long. It is a transcript of the gene bscl2, whose product is annotated as BSCL2 lipid droplet biogenesis associated, seipin. The record is from RefSeq and is a predicted model, not a curated record. Gene Ontology annotation, biological process: lipid storage; lipid droplet organization. Lineage: Eukaryota; Metazoa; Chordata; Actinopteri; Gymnotiformes; Gymnotidae. Gene Ontology annotation, cellular component: endoplasmic reticulum membrane.